Molecule: messenger RNA, 4330 nt
Organism: Myxocyprinus asiaticus (Chinese sucker)
Lineage: Eukaryota; Metazoa; Chordata; Actinopteri; Cypriniformes; Catostomidae
Product: EGF-containing fibulin-like extracellular matrix protein 1
Exons: 9
Coding region: 101-1231 (376 amino acids)
Molecular function (GO): calcium ion binding
Source: RefSeq, a predicted model, not a curated record
GAAAAACCUGCCUCCUAUAAGAACAUGAUCGCAGGCACUGCAUGUGUGAGAGACUCCAGUGUUCCUAAAGUUACAGUGGAAUAUAUCACACAGGUUCACAAUGCUCGGCGUCUGCUUGUGUUUGAGUAUUGUUGUACACUUAGCAGUGUCUCAGGAUGCAGAGGAGCCAAUCACAUACACGUGCACUGAAGGUUAUGAAUUUGACAUUGAGAAACAAAGCUGCAAAGACAUAGAUGAGUGCAAGACAGUUCAAGAAGCCUGCAAAGGGGGCAUGAAAUGCAUUAACCAUUUUGGAGGAUACCUCUGCCUGCCCCACAAUGCUCGAAUAUUUGUCAGUAAUGGCGAGGAUGAGCCUACUACUGCCCCACCAGUGGAACCAGGCGCUGGAGGAGGUGCUCUGCCUGUUAUACCUGCCAUCUCCAGAGGCGAUUACUCAAGAGUCUAUCAAAGUGCAUCACAUUCAAUCCAGUGUGGUGUUGGUUUUAUGGCAGACUCUCAGAACUACUGCAGAGAUGUGAAUGAAUGUGCCAAUGCAAAUCCCUGCCAGCAUCAGUGCUACAAUCUGAUAGGCUCUUUCAUCUGCCAGUGUGAAGUUGGAUUUGAAUUGGCUUCAGAUUCUGUCUCCUGCCAAGAUAUUGAUGAAUGUGAAUUCUCUAACUACAUGUGCCAGUUCCAAUGUGUGAAUCAGCCUGGCGGAUAUAGCUGUGUGUGCCCUGAGGGAUACCAGCUCCAAUCGACACGGAUGUGCCAAGAUAUUAACGAGUGUGAAACGGCACACAACUGCAGAGAUGAUGAAAUGUGUUGGAAUUACUAUGGAGGAUUCCGUUGCUAUCCCAGAAACCCCUGUAGUGAGCCAUACGUGAAAACAGGCGAAGGUCGCUGUAGGUGCCAGUCGCCAAAUGUUUGCCGGGGACUGCCUCCUGUCAUUGUCUACAAGUACAUGAGCAUCUUUUCUGAUCGCUCAGUUCCUGCGGAUAUCUUCCAGAUUCAAGCUACUAGUGUGUACCCCAACAUGGUAAACACUUUCACGAUCAAAUCCGGCAAUGAGGGAGGAGAAUUCUACCUGAGGCGUUCCAGUAAUGUAAGUGCGAUGCUAGUAAUGACCAAGCCUUUGACUGGACCAAGAGAACAUAUUGUGGAUUUGGAGAUGGUCACCCAGAGCAAUGUCUUGAGUUACCGUUCAAGCUCACUGCUAAGACUCACCAUUAUUGUGGGUCCAUACCCUUUUUAAACCAUCUAGAUAAGCCAAAUCAGCACCUUGGUUUUAUCAUUGUACUAUAGCUUACUAUAUUUAAAGUGUUCAACACAGCAUGGUUGCCUAAAUGUGAUCUAGAUCAGUGGUUCUCAACUGGUGGGUCGUGACCCAAAAAUUGGUUGCAGGUCUCUGGAGGAGAAAACGCUUUCCAUAUCUUUUGUUACUGAUGAUCAAAGGCUGUGCGUCCAAUCAAACUCUACAAUGUUUCGCUGCAAAUUCAUGUCUCACAUGGUUGAAGCUAGCCAAAUUAGGCAGAUGACAAAAUGGACAAGUAGUGUGACAUGCCCUCAUUCUCAAAACCUAUGAACAAAACUACAUAAGAUAAAAGAAGAUAUGACCCAUACUGCAUUAAAUAACAGACCAUUUGCAGAAGCCUAUUAUUAAACUUCAGUAUGAUGUUAAGGACAAUUUGGGACAGUGUUAGAUUGCCACUGGAUGUCCUAUGUAAAAUCUGGGUCCUAAAGCAAAACCGGUUGAGAACCACUGGUCCAAAUAGUAUAGAAAUGUGCAGAAUUAUUGCGUUUCUAAAAGGAUUUGGUUUACCAAACAUAAAAAGUUGGUUGUCUGGUAUCUACUGAAGUUUUCCAAUAAUGUGUACUAUUGAAAAUGGAAGACAAAAAUUAUUUGUCUUGGUAGUAAGAGGUUUGCAAGAUUCUGCUGUAUGGAUACUUGUCAGUUUUUAAAGGGAUAGUUUACCCAAAAAAGAAAAAUCAUUUACUUACCUUCAUGGUGUUCAACCCAUAUGACUUUCUUUCUUCCAUACAACACAAAAGAAGAAUUUAAGCAGAAUAUUCUCGCUUCUCUUUUCAUAAAUGGGUAUCUGGGGGUAUGCAAUAAAAAAAUAAAAUAAAAUAAAAAAUCCAGCCUGGUCUCAUGAACUUUAUGUGACCAUGGUAAUAUUUUUGCAAAACAAAAUUACGUGCCUUAUACGUUUGGCUGCAGUUUCCCAGUGAAGUGUCCAGCAGGGGGCACCAUAAGUGAGUGAAAUGGUGUCGUAAUCAGACAAGGUUUUUUAGCUGACAAUUAAAUGGAGGUUUUAAUGAGUAAAAUGUACCUCACCAACCUAAAACUUUAACCUAAACCUAACCGACAGUGAUCUAAAAUCAAAAAGAGAAAUGAAAAGCAUAUUUUCUGAAGCAACCACGUCAUUUUGUGUCGCCUCUAUGAGCUACCACAGAAGUUAAUCACAUAGUGUGUAAAUGUUUGUCUGUAAUACAAAUGUUAAAGUAUAUUGUUUUUCAAAUAGUAAGUGUUUUGAUAUCAUAACAACAGUGUGUGAUUGAUAGAAUGAAGAAUAAGUGUUUAUAAAGUGAUUAUCAGCCACUGUAGUCGUGAUCUGUGUGAAAGUGAAUAAAAUGCACAGUUGUUGCAGCGCCUCUAGUUUUAAUUUCACCAGGAUACUGAGACGAAAUGUAGAAUGCGGUACGUAAAAGUCAGUUUGCAAAAGUGUAGUUAUAGUAACGUUCAUUCUAUGAGACUAGGUUAAAAAAAUCGUAUUGCAUUUUUGUGUUUGCAUAAAUUAUAGAUGAAAGCGCCAGUUAUUUAUUUAUUCCUUUUUUUAAAUGUAUUAUUUAUUCACCUCCAUGAUUUCUGUGCUGUUCUCUCACUGGUACCAUUUUUACGCACUGCACUCUGAUUAGCGAGAUCUCGUCAGUGUACAAAAGAUGUGCAUCGGUCAGAUUGGCGAUUUAAACCACAGAAUUCUGGAUAAAAAUAAUAUUAAAAAUAACAUUGCGGCAGGUUAGAAACUGCUCAUGCUCAUGUCGCGAUUUUAUUCCAUUUGCGAUUAAGUGCGCAGCCCUAGUGCUGUUGAGUUCCAAAAAUAACAAAAACCACCAUAGAAGUAUAAUAAAAUUAUUCCAAACGAUUAAUGAGAUUUGAAAGCUGCGGUUGAGAGUAAGAUUUUCAGUGAAUAACGCCUUCAGUUUUUGUCUGUUCCUCUCAGAAAGUUAUUUCGGAAGGCUUCAGAAGAUUUCUGUGACAUUUUAUGGUGCUAUUUUUUCAUUUUCUAAGCUUGCCAGCUGUAUUCACUGUAAUCAUUUGGAAAAGAGCAACACUCUGCUCCUCCUUUUGUGUUCGGCAGAAGAAAGAAAGUCAUGCAGGCUCGGAACAAUAUGAGGGUGAGUAAACGAUGACAGAAUGUUCAUUUUUGGUGAACAAACCCUUUGAAUCCGUUGAUCCAUCAAAGCUUCACGUUUCUCGUUCAUGGAACCAUGUAAAUAACACAAUGCAGCUAUCGAAAGUAUUCAUAGAUUCAUUACUAGGACUCCCUUUACUUCUUAGCAGGGGGAAAAGUGUUUUAUAGGUGGAACAUGAGGAUAAAGCAAACAGAGCUCUGCAGAGUCUUAGGUGGAACAGUUUGUGUCGCAAUCUAAAGGCAUCCUGAGCUAAUGGAAAUAUCUGAAUGCGUCCUCCGCCUCACAAAUACUGCAGAAAUGACCUCCUAUCCUAUGAGAAUAAGGCAAUAAUGUUUUGGAAACAGAAGUGAUGUUUUCAGGAAAUUGCUGGCAAGGGUUUUGGGUCGCAUAAGCAAUGGAACUGUUGCCUAACAUGGCUGUAUGGUUGCCAGAGCACCGUUUGAUCUGUGACAAACACUGUUACUUAAACUGUUGCGUCACGCCCUGUACCCCAAGAGAUGUGCUUGUGGGAGAGGCCCAAAUGGUUUGAGCACUACCACGUUGUAUGAAAUUAUUUUGGCAAGUGAAUUUUAUGUUGGCUGCAUCAAGAUUUAAGUAUUUCAAUGCAAUAUGGAGGCUUACAGAGCCAAUAUAUAUGUUGUCAUUAUGUAUUUUCCUAUGAUUGAUUCGCUGAAUUUGAUUCACGCAUGGUGAAUGCUCCGUCAUCAUUUUUCUCUUAUUGAGAUCAUAUUUGCUUAUACUGAUUUUCUCUCCUCCACAAGGUCAAGACAUGUAUGAGGCGUGUCUUUUGAUCAUAUUUUUACCUUCGAUUAAAAAUAUUCUGUAUUUUCAGUCUGCUCUCAAGUUGCACUUUUUUUUCUUUUUUUUUUUUUACUUGUCCUUUGUGCCAUUUAUUCUGCUGUACAAUUUUUGGAAUUAAAAAUGAUUUCAAUAACAA